Sinocyclocheilus anshuiensis is the source of this 1510-nucleotide messenger RNA. RefSeq names its product zinc finger protein RFP-like. The transcript has 8 exons. The coding region runs from base 140 to 1414 and encodes 424 amino acids. The record is from RefSeq and is a predicted model, not a curated record. NCBI's taxonomy places the organism in Eukaryota, Metazoa, Chordata, Actinopteri, Cypriniformes, Cyprinidae. Gene Ontology annotation, molecular function: protein binding; zinc ion binding.
UCUGUUAAAGUGAAACUAAAUGAACAACAAUCUGGGUUGGUUUUAAGGUUUUUAAUAAAGAAUAAGCUUAUGUAUUUAUAUGACGUGCCAAGACGAAUGUGAACACAGCUGAUACUCAGAUACAAAGAGAAGAAGAGCAAUGGCAGAAUUUUUACCAACUUCACCAAGUCAAACCAGGAGACAACGUAUGGAUAAACCUCCAUCUAUGUCCUCCUCCAGUGGUCCUCUGGCUGAGGAGCUUCAGUGUUCAGUGUGUCUGGAAGUGUUCACUGAUCCAGUCAGCACUCCAUGUGGACACAACUUCUGUAAGAGCUGCUUGAACCAGUGCUGGGACAACAGUCAGAAGUGCUACUGUCCAUUCUGUAAAGAAACAUUCAGUAAAAAGACCCGACCUCAAGAUCAACACUUAGAAAGUAAAUCUGAAGUUCUCUGUGACAUCUGUGAUGAAAGAAGGCUGAAAGCCCUGAAAUCCUGUCUGCUGUGUCAGGCAUCUUACUGUAAAACUCACCUGGAUCUUCAUCAGAGAGUCCUGAGCUUAAAGAAACACAAACUGAUGGACCCUGUGAAGAAUAUGAAGGACUAUAUAUGCCAGAAACACGAGAGACCUCUGGAGCUGUUCUGUAGAGAUGAUCAGACGUAUGUGUGUGUGUUUUGCACUGAUGGAGACCACAAGACUCACAACACUGUUCCUCUAGAGGAGGAGAGUAAAGAGAAGAAGAAAUGGAAAAUACAUGUUAAGAAAAGUGAUAAAAUGCUGAACACUGAUGUGAGUGUGGAGACUCUGAGGAGAGCUCUGACUCAACUGCAGGAAACUUUAGACCAGAAACUCAGUCAAACUGUGUUGAUGAGGAUGCAGCAGUAUGCAGUGGAUGUGACUCUGGAUCCUGAUACAGCUCAUCCAUAUGUCAUCCUGUCUGAUGAUGGGAAACAAGUGAUACACGGAGACAUUAAACAAAAGCUCCCAAACAACCAAAAGAGGUUUGAUCACUGCACCUGUGUCCUGGGAAAAGAUGGAUUCUCCUCAGGGAGAUUUUAUUUUGAGGUGCAGGUGAAUGAAAAGACUAAGUGGGAUUUAGGAGUGGCCAAAGAAUCUAUUAACAGGAAGGGAAAGGUCACUGUGAGUCCUCAGGAUGGAUUCUGGGUUUUGGGUCUGUGGAAUGAGAAUGAAUAUUGGGCUUGUACUGAUUCCUAUGUCCUACUGUCUCUGAGAGUGAAACCACAGAAGGUGGGGGUGUUUGUGGAUUAUGAGGAGGGUCUGGUCUCCUUCUAUAAUGUGGAGUCCAAAUCUCAUAUCUACUCCUUCACUGGUCAGUCUUUCACUGAGAAACUGUAUCCUUUAUUCAGCCCAUGUCGUAAUGAAAAAGGUACAAAUUCAGCCCCUUUGAUUAUCUCAUCGUUUAAUAGCAAUGAAUGAAUUCACACAUUUUCAUAAUUUGGAAAAACAUAGAUGUAGGGGCAUAAUGUUAUUUGUUCCUUCUGAAUUUGUUUAUUUUUUAGGACUGCAAAAAGU